Adineta ricciae is the source of this 1116-nucleotide messenger RNA. The record is from the annotation of a GenBank genome assembly. Lineage: Eukaryota; Metazoa; Rotifera; Eurotatoria; Adinetida; Adinetidae.
AUGAUUCGACAUGGCAAAAGUUCUGUUCCGAGUAAACAAUGGCAUUCAGCACCAAUUACAUUAAAGAAUUUUUCAUUAACUGAUGUGAAUAUUUAUGCGUGUCAAACAUUGGAUCGAUAUCAUUUAAAUAAAUUGAAUAUAUCAUUUGAUCAAAAUUCAAUUGUCAAUCUUAAUAAUCAAGAAAAAGAUAUUGAACAAUGGACUGUCGAUAAAGAUACAGCUUUUCAAAUCGGAUGGGAUCUCAAUAUUGUACCACAAACAAAACAAAUCUUAAUUCAACAAACUCUUUAUAAUUAUUCACAAUACAAUGAAGUCCAAGUUGAUUCAUUUCAUUUUGAUAUAAAUACAAAAAAAGAACGUCUUUUAUAUUAUCCAAUUUAUGUCAUUGAUUAUGAAUAUGGUUCAACAAAUUUUACAUGUUUAGUUGAUGGAGUUACUGGUCGUGUUGAAGGUGAUCGACAAUAUUCAAUGGCAAAAGUAACAUUAGCAACUUUAGUUGGAUUUUAUCCAUUAGCAUUAGCAUCAAUUGUUACACUUGGAUCGAUGAUUGAUCCAUCAAUUGGUAUUGCACUUGCUUCACUUCUUUCUUUUAAAACAUCUAUUCCAAUUGCUUGUAUUCUCGCACCUCUCGUUGGUCUUUAUGCCAAAAACUUUCCGAAAAUUUAUCGGCAACGAGUCAGUCAACAACAAUGGCAAAAUUAUACAUCGAAUGCUCCACAAUUUACGUAUGAUUUUACAACACCUUUCCAACAACAAUAUCGAUCAUAUCAACAACAACAACAACAGAAACAACAACAGUAUCAAUCAUAUGGACAGCAGCAACAAUCUCGACAACAACAACAACAACAACGUACGAAAGAAUCAAGUACAAAAGCAAAAGAAGAAGUACCAUUAGAUUUGUACAAUCUGUUAGCCAUUAGUCGAACUGCAACUGACAAAGAAAUCAAACGUGCUUAUCUAUUGAAAGCAAAAGAACUUCAUCCUGAUCGAAAUCCUGGUGAUAAAAAGGCGGAAGAAAUGUUCAAAAAAGUGAAUCAGGCUUAUGCGAUUUUAUCAGAUAAAUUCAAACGAGAACAGUAUGAUAAAUAUGGAUAUGAAAGUGUGAAAUAUAAUUGA